Molecule: messenger RNA, 1966 nt
Organism: Cynara cardunculus var. scolymus (artichoke)
Lineage: Eukaryota; Viridiplantae; Streptophyta; Magnoliopsida; Asterales; Asteraceae
Exons: 4
Coding region: 216-1874 (552 amino acids)
Source: RefSeq, a predicted model, not a curated record
AGCAAAAAAGAAGCCCAAUUUCUACUGUAAUUUCACUUCUCCUUCGUCUUCUCGUCGCUAGGGUUUUUCUUUAAUUCAGAUUUCAAUUAGGGUUUGUUGUAUCGAUUUCAAUCAACCUUUUCAUCUUAUCAAACAUGCAGCAUCAAAAACCCUAUAAAAUUCUCUCUUUUUUCGUUGCCCUAAUCGUGAGAUGAGUUUUUGAUGACCAAUCGACGAUGGAUCCGAACGCUGUGGUGUUGGAAAUAAGCUCCGAUGAAGAGGUUGGUUGGGAAGGUCACGAUGGCAGAGGAAUUUCAAUCACUGAUGGUGGUGACGAUCAUAAUUGGAUAGCAGAGCUUCUGGAUGAGGUUAAUAGAGACGAUUGCGGUUAUUAUGAUGGAGCUGAUGAUUCCGAUGAAGUGGUGUUAGUGAGUGAGGUUUUGCCGUCGAAAAAACCAAGGAAGAAAUUGACAUCGAAGUCUUCUUCUUUAAUUGACUUAGACGACGACUGUGUGAUUCUCGAUCAUGACCCGGAUAAGUCUUUGGGGACUCCGAAUGAUACUCCGAUCGCCGGCGCCGGCGACGAGGAUGAUGAUGAUUCCGAUGAUCUGCUUGUUGUUAGCGAAAAGGGGCAGGUUGCGUGUCGAGAUUAUCCCCAUCCAAGACACCUUUGUAUCAAGUUCCCUUUCUCCUCUUCUCCAAACCAAACUCACUGCCAUCAGUGCUACUGUUAUGUUUGUGACUCGCUUGCUCCUUGCAUCUAUUGGGGCAGUGGCAGUUCUGUUCUCGACCAUUGUCUUGCCACUGAUAAAGACGAUUUUUGGAAACUCGAGAGACAAAAUUCCAAGAAAGAAAGUAAACUUGUCCAAUCCGUUCUUGAACUUGCUGACCCAAGUCGGUUGCCCCCUAUAAACCUGCCCCCACCAGCAUCUGAUCUUUUUCCAACUCAAUCUGCAGCCCAGAGUCAGGUUACUAGGCCAAGUCCUAUGCGGGCAUCCCCCAAUCCGCCCAACUUUGGAGUCCCAGAUGUCGUUAUCGAAAACAGAAGCCCGUUUUUGUUAUCCAGGAACAAGUAUCAACCGGGUUUAGUAUCUCAACAGUUGAUAAAAACAACUAGUUUUACGAAUCCAAGAGAUAGGGGGCAACCUAAUUAUAAUCUAGCUAUUCCGUUUCAUGGACCCGUGUUUAAACGAAGAGGAUCGGCUGCAGUUCCGCCAGCAGGAAACCGACAUUCUUAUAGCUCGUACAGGGAUCGUUACAGAAACUCCCAUCCACCAAGCGGCGGAAACCCCUGCAGGCAACAGGACCAUUGUGUGAAUGAAAUGGUUUCGGGGCCAAAUAUUGUCAACACUAGUGGUUCGUUUUCUCCACUGAAUCUUGGAUUGUCAACCACAAACUCCGAACAACUGCCGGAAUUCCCCCAUCAUCAGCCAAGUUCAAACACCACCCAGUUUGAGUUCUCACCAAGUUUUCAACCAGAAGUAAAUUCGGACGUAUAUAUCGAAAACCCAGUUGGUUUUCAACCCCAUCUGGUGACUUGUCAACCUCAAGGGCAAUCUUUUCUACCAAAUUAUGCAAUUCCUUGUGAAGCUCCAAUACAUGGGCCCUCGAUUCCGAUUUUGGUUUAUACCAAGCAAGGAAAUGAAGCUCAAAGGCAAAAUAUCGAUCCAGGAUUCUUUCAGGGGAUCAGCUGGCCGUUAGGCCAAAGUGGUGGCCGGAGCUCCGUAGUUGAAGGCACGACGGCAACAAACGUGCCAAGCGUUCCUGGAGGAUUGGUUGAUUACGAGUAUGAUAAUUGGGGUUACAAUUGUGAAGCAGGGGCGAUGGAGUUUCCUGGAGCGUUGGAGUCGGGUUUCGUAGAGACAGCAGAGAAUGGAAGGCGAAAUUGGUGUUGAAAUCCAAAAGAGGAAGAGGUGCGUUUUUAUUAUACAUAAUGUGUAUAGGCUUUACUCGUAUGUGGUAUGUAGUUUGAAAUAGGAAUCUGAAU